This is a messenger RNA of Punica granatum (pomegranate), 1652 nucleotides long. NCBI's taxonomy places the organism in Eukaryota, Viridiplantae, Streptophyta, Magnoliopsida, Myrtales, Lythraceae. The record is from RefSeq and is a predicted model, not a curated record.
CCAUUGGCCUCCGCUCUCUACAAAUCUCUCCUCUCUUCUCUUCCAUAGUCAGAUCUCUCUCUCACUUUGCUAUAGAGACAUGAAAACGCCUCUUCCUCCUCAGCCUUCCCCCGAGCUCCCGGACUGCUCCUACACUGCCCCGUCGUCCCUGAUCCGGCCAUCCUCCCCGACCCCGACCGGCACCCUCUACCUCUCCAACCUCGACGACCAGCACUUCCUCCGGUUCUCCAUCAAGUACCUCUACCUCUUCGAGACAUCCGUCCCUUCCGACACCUUAAAGCGCUCCCUCUCAAGAGUUCUCAUCGACUACUACCCGCUUGCUGGGCGGCUCAGGACAAGCUGCCCUGGAGAUGACAGGAAGCUCGAGGUGGACUGCAAUGGGGAGGGGGCCUUGUUCGCGGAGGCCUCCAUGGAUUUGACUGCCGAGGAGGUGCUGGGGCUCGCCCGGAGGCCGAACAGGUCCUGGAGGAAGCUCUUGUAUAGGGUGGAAGGCCAGAGCUUCUUGAAUGUCCCUCCCCUUGUUGUCCAGGCCACUAAUCUCCGGUGCGGGGGAAUGAUCCUGUGCACCGCGAUCUGCCACUGCCUGUGCGACGGCAUCGGCUCAUCGCAGUUCCUCCGCGCGUGGGCCCACCUUACUUCCAAGCCCCACGCAGAUCUCACCCUCCAGCCAAUACACAGCCGCCACGUGUUGAGACCCUGCGACCCUCCCAAGAUCCAAUCCGUCCACCCCCAGUACGCCAGACAUCCCAGCAGGCACAAUGACGGAAAUGCCCCCCCGGCGGACCUCCACCGGCAACUCCAGUGCCAGCCGCUCGUCCCGGUGUCCCUGACAUUUACACCCUCGGACGUGGUCCAGCUCAAAAGACGGUGUGUGCGGUCUGUUAAGUGCACGACUUUUGAGGUGCUUGCAGCGCACACGUGGCGGUCCUGGGUGAGGUUGCUCGGGCUAGGGUCAUCGGUCAACAUCAAGCUCCUUUUCUCGGUCAACAUCAGGCAGCGGCUCAGCCCGCAGCUUCAGCCAGGAUUCUACGGCAACGGGUUUGUACUCGGGUGCGCUUGUACCACGGUGAGCGAUCUGGGCAAUAAUAAUUUAUCCAAUGGAGUGAAACUAGUGCAGCAAGCGAAAUCAGCAGUCACUGAUGAUCACGUAAAAUCGAUAAUCGAUCUGUUGGAGGACAAGACGGUCAGGACGGACAUGAGCACAUGUUUCGUGAUCUCGCAAUGGUCAAGGCUGGGGCUAGAGGACUUAGAUUUUGGCACCGGGAAGCCUGUCCUCAUGGGGCCCGUGAUGAGCGAUAUAUACUGCCUGUUCCUGCCUGUGUGCGGCUGCCCGGAGUCGGUAAGGGUGCUCGUGUCGGUGCCGGAGAGCAUGGCGAAGAGAUUUGAGUACUUAAUGAGAGGCUUUGAAGUAGAUGGAGGUGACGAGAGUGCAGGAGAGAAUGGAUCGGUAGAUUUUGAAGAUAUGUAAAUUAACCUAACAAAACAAAAACUCCAUCUAAUUUGCUAACGCAGAUUUGAUAUCCACACCUCCUUUUUUUUUUUUUUCACCCUGCAAUCGUGUUUCUUUGUUUGCAUUUCGUGCACAUCUGAUAUUAUAAAUGAAGUCCCUUAAUAAUAUAACGCGGUCUAUCAACUGCACCCCUUUUCAUAAA